Molecule: messenger RNA, 2217 nt
Organism: Diachasma alloeum
Lineage: Eukaryota; Metazoa; Arthropoda; Insecta; Hymenoptera; Braconidae
Product: trichohyalin-like
Exons: 1
Source: RefSeq, a predicted model, not a curated record
AUGGUUGGCCAAAGGACUAAAAUUUAUCAAAUGAGCAAAUCGGAGCUCAUUAGUGAAUUAGAGAAGAAAGGACUUUCCACCGAAGGAAAAGUCCCAGAGUUAAAAAAUAGAUUAUUAGAAGCUCUCAGUAACACAGGCUCCAAAUCGAGUAAAAUUAAUACUCCGAGUCAAAGUAGUCGACCGAGUCGAACGGCGAGUAUUGAGAGAUCAGUAGGUGUUAAUAAGAGUAGGCAAUCAGAUGGAGGGAUUCCUGAAGAUGCUGUGGCUACUCCAAGGAAACUGAGACGCGCAUUGGGUAGAACUGCGAACGCGAGUGCUGAUGAAAAGAAUUUAUCAACCCCGCGAAAAGACACAAAAGCACCACCGGAAAUUGACCCAGAAGUCAUUGUGCAAUACGCUGAUGAGAAUGAGACCACGCCUAUUAGAGUGCCUGGAGGUGGAAAAGCGAAGAAGAUGGAUGAAGAGUUCAUUGAUCCGAAUGACAUACGGAUUAAGAACCUCAUCCAGCAACAUCGUUCACGUCAUAAUAAAGAGAAAACUGAUAAGGAGAAGGAGUCGAGAGAUCCAACUCAAGUCAGACACAGAGAAAAUCGAGAACGUCACUCGAGGAGUCCGAGUGAGAGGGACUUUGGGGAUGAUUUAACAGGCAUUUUCAAACAUCCAGAUGAUAUUGAGGACAGAGAGCAAGAAGAAGAAAAUAGACUCUGGGAACAAUACAAAAGACAGUUUGUUAACCGGAGGAGCUAUCAACCUGAUACUCGACAAAGUGGACAGAAUAAAAGUCACGUAGAUUUCACAACUGAAGAGUUGGAGAUCAUGCGAGAACUUGAAAUUAAAAAGAUUAGGGACAAGAUUCGACGUGAAGAAGAAGGCCGUAUGAGGGAAGCUAAGGUUCGAAUGGAAUAUGAAGUGCGGACUGAACUCAGACGGGAAUACGAAGAAGACCUCCGCAGGGAGAGACAAAUGAUAUUGGAGGAAGAGCAAAGAAAAUUCGAAAAGUAUAAAGAGUAUCAGAGGAAACUGGAAGAGGAAAAACUGAGUGGUGAGACAGAGCGUCUGAGGAAAAAUUAUCAUGAUGAUGUUGAGUACAAAAUGUCUGCUAAACCGCCAACACCAGCUCCUAGACGAAAAUUACACUAUUCUCCAGAGUACAGAGAAAGGAGUCGUGAUAAUUACAGGGAAAGAAGUCCGGAGAAGGAUAGAUUCAGGGAGAGAUACACUUAUGAUCGACGUGAUGAUCGGGGAUGGUAUCGAUCUGAGGAUCGCGGGUCAUACGGAUGGGAUGAUGGGAAACAUUUAAAUCCGGUCGAAUUAAUCAGGAAAUGGGGAAUUACGUUUGACGGGGAGGAGAGUGUGCUUAAUUAUGUCGAGAGGGUGGAAGAGUUAAGUCUCUGCUCUGGAAUCCAUAAGGACAGACUACUUAAGUAUAUUCCGGUAAUGUUUAAGGGUGUAGCACUGCUUUGGUUUAGGAAUAAUUUCAAGUUCUGGAGAACUUGGAAUGAAUUCAUUAUUGACUUGAAAAAGGCCUACUUGCCCAAAGAUUUCGAAUUUCGGAUGGAAGAAGAAAUCAAUGCAAGGAAACAAAAGUCUGGGGAACGUAUUCGUGUCUACGUCACUGAAUUAUUAACACUCAUGAGACGUCAUGGAUCAAUGUCUGAGGAGAAGCAAUUGUACUUUUUGUAUCGGAACUUGGCAGAACCGUACAAAAUGUACAUUAAAAAGACUGCUGCAGUCAGCAUUGACGCCAUACUCAAAGAAGGAACGGAUUACGAGAAUGACAUUUUGAAAUUGGAUAAGGACAAACAUCCAACACUGGAAAUCCCAUCAAAGAAGGAGAAAAAGAAUCAGCCAAGAGAAGAGCACAAUAAUCAGGAGAAAGAUAAGAAAAAGAAAUCGGUAAAUGCAGUUGCUGCAGAGGAAAAAUAUGUCAGUAGAGAACGUUGUUGGAAGUGCAGACAGAAACGACAUGAGAAUGGAGUGUGUAAUAAUCCACCAGUCAAGUUCUGCAUGUUCUGUGGUAUCCUGGGUAAGUGGACGACGGAAUGUUCUUGUCCUAAACCUCGUUGGUGGACUGAGAGAAGACAAGCUGGAAGGGGUGCUGCUAGAAAUAAUCAGAAUGCUGGUGCAGUGGUAUCCAAUUCUGCUCCUGUUUCUGGUCAGGCCUCAGCUACGUCUAAUCAACAGGCACCAGUUGUGAAUCAGAAUGCUAAUAGUCGU